Parasteatoda tepidariorum (common house spider) is the source of this 1349-nucleotide messenger RNA. NCBI's taxonomy places the organism in Eukaryota, Metazoa, Arthropoda, Arachnida, Araneae, Theridiidae. The record is from RefSeq and is a predicted model, not a curated record.
AGCAUGGCAGAGGCGCGGCCACAACUCCAUUUAUGGCAUAGGUGUUGUAAUUGACAUUCUUACAGGACUUGCAAUUGACUUCACAAUUCUUUCAAAGUAUUGCCAUUUCUGUGAAAUCACCAGGAGAGAAUUAGGUGAUUCUCCUGAGUAUCAUUUUUGGUGUGAAGGUCACAAGAGUGCGGGACUCUGCGACAAGAACUUCGACGGAUCCUCAAAUGCGAUGGAAAUGAAUGCUGCUAGUAUAUUAUGGCAGCGUUCCAUCGCAGAAUGCAAAUUUAGGUAUACUGUUCUGCUUUCUGAUGGGGAUAGCAAAAUGUUUGCUCUUCUCUCAAAGCAAAAUGUGUAUGGUGAUAUUCCUAUUGUAAAGGAGGAGUGCAUCAAUCACAUCGCAAAGCGUUUAGGUACUGCUCUUCGCAAUAAAGUCAAGGAGUAUAAAGCGAGGGGUGAGUGUCUAGGAGGUAAGAAAAAAGGUCAUUUGACUGAUAUCACCAUAAAUAGACUCGCCAAUUAUUAUAGAAAAGCCAUUGAAGAUAACGCUCCAAAUUUUGACAAAAUGAAAAAUGCAAUUUUCGCUUCACUGUACCACUGUACGUCAACCGACAAAUCACCAAAGCAUAUGAAGUGUCCGGAGGGAAGCGAGUCUUGGUGCUUUUUUAAUCGUGCUAAAGCAGAGAGUAGGAAGCCACCUUCCCAUAAAAAUAUGAAAACAACAUUAAAGGAGGACAUAGUAGCAAAAAUUCUUCCAGUAUAUCAGCGUCUUUCUUGCAAUGAGCUCUUGCAGCGCUGUACCUCUGGAAAGACACAAAACGCUAAUGAAUCCCUACAUAGUGUUAUUUGGCAACAGUGCUCCAAAGACGUUUUUGUCACGAAGAAAAGACUUGAAAUGGCCACUACAAAUGCUGUAAGCCAAUUUAAUAUGGGUAGUGUGUCUACAGUAGUUGCAAAAAAUAAAGAACACGUGUCAGUUGAUAUUGCAAUAAAGGAAGAUAACCGUAGGAUAAAACAGAGUUCUCGCCGAAACUCAUUAGAUUACAAACAAAGAAUCAAAAAUAAAAAAUUCAUUAAAAAAAACAAAGAAAAUAAGUGUAAGAAAGCUGAAGGUGUAACCUAUUGUGCCGGAGCAUUUGAUAUAAAGUGAAAAGCAUUUUAUGUUUCUUUUUUUAGUACAUUUUAUUAUGUGGAAAUGCAUCACAUGAAUUCUUUAUGUGUAUCGUGUUCAAAAAAAAUUCCUCUCUUGUCCUUUCAAAUAUUUUUUAAAAAUAUUUUGUGAAAUAGUUGGUAAUUUUAGUUAUAUGUAGUGAAAUAAAAAAUAUAACUUGAGGUUUAUCAAAUUAGAUCUGUAUUGAAAU